AUGACAUCCAAGAAAUCGAAACAGGAGGAGGCGCUCCAAUUCCUCGAUGACCUCGAUUCAUUCGCACCCCCACCCGAAUCUGCCACCUCCCGCACACCAUCGAAACCAGGCGCACCCGGUACACCACCCGCGAACGAGGGCGAAGCCGCAGAGGUGCUCGCCUUCCUCGACGAGAUCACGCAAAAGAGUACUGAGCCGACACGCGCGGCGCACGUCCCACGCUCUGGCACGCCAACCUUGAGGAAGAGCACGGAGCGGGUGCGCCUGGGAGGCGGAGGGUCGUCGUCUUUGCUUCCGUCAGCGUCAUCAUCGACAUCGUCCCUGAACAGGACUUUAAGCACAGACAGCUCAAGGGGAAAGGAGAAGGCUGAGUCUCAGGCAGCUGCGUCGGGCCAACAGCAGCAGGGUUCAGUUUCGAGUUCUGGGAGCUGGGGAUGGGGCUCGGUUUGGUCGACUGCAUCGGCUGCUAUCCAGCAGGCGAAGACCGUCGUUGAUGAGCAGGUCAAACACCUUCCGAAGAACGAGCAAGCUCGUAAAUGGGGAGAGGGCGUCAUUGAGUACGCGAAGACUGCCCAACUGGACAAACUCAGCCAGGACUUCAAGCGUGUUGGUCUUUCUACACUCACCGAUAUCCUGAACGUCGUUGCGCCGCCUAUAUCCGAGCAUGAAGUCAUCCAGGUUUGGCUAAGCCACGACAUGCAAGGUUAUGAAGGGAUUGAAUCUCUAUCCUAUCGUGCACUUGCCCGGAUACUCGAGCAAGUCGAAGGUGGCGACCUCAUCGUCAACAGAGGAAGCGAGUCUAGGCCCAAGGAUGGAUCUACAGGUCGAGAUCUCAACGCCGUUGAGGGCUACCAAACGGCCUUGAAAGUUUCCCAGGUGAACAUCGACGAUGUAAUCAAGAGAAAUAGCGACGCAACCUCAAAGCCUCCAAAUCCCAAUGACGCCACCACUUAUUCUCACGUCUACCUACGAAUACAGCCGUUCUUCCUCACCUACUCUGAGCUAUCGACCAGCUCAGAAUCCUCGAAAACCCAGCAACAGCACCUCCAGUUCCUCAUCUACUUGUUCGACCCAGCACAUAACCUCACACAUACCACGCUCACUCAGUUGGUGCCCAGCAAGUGGCUUGCCCUGUGGGAUGAGUAUGAUUGGGUCGAGGACUUGAUUGCGGAUUCGCUGAGAGUCGGUGUUGAGGUUAUUGGACAGGAGUAUGUCGUGGCAAGGAUGGGAUGGGGUGCGAAAGAGGAGCAUAGCAAGGAAGGAUCAACAAGUGUCGACCCUGGCGAGGGAGAAGAGAAGGCAGAGGGCUCUUUGUCAUGA
Cyclocybe aegerita is the source of this 1320-nucleotide messenger RNA. Lineage: Eukaryota; Fungi; Basidiomycota; Agaricomycetes; Agaricales; Hemipholiotaceae. The record is from the annotation of a GenBank genome assembly.